This is a messenger RNA of Arachis duranensis, 3405 nucleotides long. Its product is annotated as disease resistance protein RUN1-like. The record is from RefSeq and is a predicted model, not a curated record. Bases 100 to 3354 code for a protein of 1084 amino acids. The transcript has 7 exons. Gene Ontology annotation, biological process: defense response. NCBI's taxonomy places the organism in Eukaryota, Viridiplantae, Streptophyta, Magnoliopsida, Fabales, Fabaceae. Gene Ontology annotation, molecular function: ADP binding.
GCAGACUAUCCGGUGGGAGUAACAUCUCGUGUGCAAAAUGUGAUCAAUCUAUUGAUUGAACAACAAUCAAAAGAUGUUUUACUUCUUGGGAUAUGUGGCAUGGGAGGACUUGGUAAAACAACCAUUGCCAAAGCUCUUUAUAAUCAACUUAGUCGCAAAUUUGAUUGCAAGUGCUUCCUACUAAACAUCAGGGAAGUUUGGGAGCAAGAUAAUGGUCAAGUUUCUUUACAAGAUCGUCUCCUUUCUGAUAUUUACAAAACAACAAAGAUACCGAUACGUACCACUGAAUCAGGAAAACUUGAAUUGAAGAAUCGACUUUGCCACAAAAGGGUACUUCUUGUUCUUGAUGAUAUAGAUAAAGUGGAGCAAAUGAAUGCAUUGUGUGGAAGUCAUGAAUGGUUUGGUUCCGGAAGCUGUAUAAUCAUCACAACAAGAGAUGAGCAUCUGGUUAAAAUGCGUGGCAUUGAACCUAUAAUUUAUAGAUUGGAUGAAAUGGAUGAUAGUGAAGCUAUUGAGCUUUUUAGUUGGCAUGCAUUCAAGCAAGCAUAUCCAGACACAAAUUUUUCUGUCCUUACUAAAGAUGUAGUUGCAUAUUCUUCUGGACUGCCACUUGCUCUUGAAGUUCUUGGGUCCUAUUUGUGUGAUAGGGAAAUCGAAGUGUGGAAGAAUGCUUUGGAGAAACUUAAAAGGAUUCCCAAUCAUAAAAUACAGGAGAAGCUAAGAAUAAGUUUUGAUAGUCUUAGUGAUGAUACUGAGAAAGAGAUAUUUCUUGAUAUAGCAUGCUUUUUCAUUGGGAUGGACCGAAGUGAUGUUAUUCAGAUAUUAAAUGAUUGCGGACUUUUCGCUGAAAUUGGAAUCAGUGUCCUUAGAGAGCGAAGCCUUGUAACUGUUGACAGCACAAACAAGCUUGGAAUGCAUAAUUUGCUAAGGGACAUGGGAAGAGAAAUAAUUCGCGAGGAAUCACCAGAUGAACCUGAGAAGCGUAGUAGAUUAUGGCUUCAUGAGGAAGUCCUUCAUGUAUUAACAGAAUACAAGGGAACUACAACUAUCACAGGACUGGCUUUGAAGUCACCAAGGACGAAUCCAAUUUCAUUAAGCACAAAGGCAUUUGAAGAGAUGAAUAAACUCAGAUUGCUUCAGCUCGAAAAAGUACAACUUGAUGGAGAUUUCAAAUAUAUUUCUAGAGAUCUUAGAUGGAUGAGUUGGCAUGGAUUUCCUUUGAGUCACAUUCCUAAAAGCUGCUGUCAGAAAGGUUUAGUUGCCAUUGAGUUGGAAUAUGGCAAUCUCAAAAUAGCAUGGAAGCAGGCUCAGUUGUUGAAUAAGCUGAAAAUUCUGAAUCUCAGUCAUUCUCAUCAAUUGAGAGAAACUCCAGACUUUUCAUACUUACCUAACCUUGAAAAGCUAAUACUCGAAGAUUGUUCGAGUUUGUCUUCGGUUUCCCAUACCAUUGGACAUCUCAAUCAACUUCUUCUGAUAAAUCUGAAAGAUUGUAAAAGCCUUCGUAGCCUUCCGCGAAGCAUCUAUAAGUUAAAGUCACUCAAAACUCUCAUUCUUUCUGGAUGCUUAAUGAUUGACAAGUUGGAAGAGGACAUGGAACAGAUGGAAUCUUUGACAACCUUGAAGGCAGAAGACACUGCUAUAACACAAGUUCCGAAUGCACUAGUAAGAAUGAAAAAUAUUGGUUACAUAUCUUUGUGUGGCUUUGAAGGAUUGGUUCGGGAUGUUCUUCCAUCUAUCAUUUGGUCAUGGACCUAUCCAACAAAUAAUGUGUCAUCUCUGUUUCAAAAUACUCUCUAUCAUCUAUCAUCUAUGAUCAGCAAACUUCCAAAGCGUAGUAGUCUUUUGUUGGAAUCCGGUCUGCAACUUGAGAUACCUGAAGAUGUGGUCUUGAAAAGCUUAGAUGCUACAAAUUGCAAGAUAACUAAUCUUGAUGAAAAUGCUUCCGUCGAUGAUAUCACAGAAGAUGAGAAUGUGACUGUUUUGGAUUCUGAUGAUAUGGAGACCGAUAUGAAUGAAAAUGUUUCUGAUUUUGAAGAUAUGGCAGUUGACAGAAAUGCUGUUGUUUCUGAUAUGCUAACAGAUAAAAGCAUUGAUAUCAUUUCCAAUGGAGGUGAAAGUAGAAUUAGCAGAUUCUCCAGACUUCGUUCUCUUGUUCAUGUUCUUCUAAAGGCACGACUAUUUUGGUUUGGUUUUAUUGCUGUCCUAAUUUGGAUCACAUGCAGUUACUCUGAAAAUCAAGAAUGUUCAACCUCAUUUCAAGUAUGUCAGCACACACCCACUUUUAAGGAAGCAGAGGUAAUUCCCAAUAAGCAAGUAGUGAAGUUGUUAGAAGAGGAAAGUAAAAGAAAGAGUAAACUCUCAUAUAGUGGAAGAGUUGUGGAGCCUCCGCCGGAAAGUAAAAACAUCGAAGCAUCGGCAACCAUCGAGAACUCCAGGCCAAAGUCUAAAGGAGAUAUGCCUUUAGUUAAGACAUAUCCACCUGCAAUUGCUUCAUUAUCUAACUCUCAAGAGAUGUCAGACAAUUCAGAGUAUGAUAGCAAUACUCAAAAUCAAGAUGAACUGCUUCAGACUCUUUUUGCUUCAAAUCCUAAAGAUGAUGAACUUGCAUUGAUUGCUGAUCCUACAUCACUAAUCACCACUCAAGAAGACAAUGAUUUGCUUGCAGAACUAGAACAAAUCUUGUCAGAGAGCUAUGUCUUGUCCGCGAAUAAGGUCGCUUCUGCUACUUCUGUUUCAGAACUUCAAAGUCUUCCAUUGAUUGCAGUCAUUCAAAAAGUACAACUACUUUUGGAUAAUGAAGUAGAAGCUUUGGUAGCAGAUAAUGACAUUAGAAAACAGCUUCUUGACUACUUAGCUCAUCUGGUUCAAAUGAAUUCACAAGUCCCUACAAAUAUUCAGAAGUUGGUCAAGGAGAUUAAGGAAUUUUAUGAAGGUUUUCUUGGUAACUUUCCACCUAUUCAAGAAGUCUUGGACAAUCAUCAAAGGUUAAUUGACACUAAGAAUAGACUUGAGGGGGAGCUGGAAAUAGCCAAGGCAAAGCAGGCUCAUUUUUCUACUUCAAUUUCUAAAGGGAAAGUGAGGAUGAAUGAGAUGUCAAAAGAGAUCAAUGAGUUGGAGGUGAAACUGAAAGCCUUAUAUGACAAGAGAGACAAAUUAAAAUCCGCUGUGAAACUUUGUGAGGUUGAAACUAUAAACAUCAAUAGGAAAGCUGUCACUUGGGUGAAAGAAACUGAAGAGGUUGUGAGCACUCUUAAGGCUUCAGAGUCUGCCUUCAAAAAUGCUGAAUCUUCAAAACAUAAUUAUGAGAGGAAGCUAAGUGAAUUGAAGCGAGCUCUUGGCAAAAUUAAACAUUAGAAUAUUCUUCAUUGUGUAAUUAUUCCUUCAAAAAAGUUCUACAUCCAAGUC